Messenger RNA from Thunnus maccoyii (southern bluefin tuna), 2570 nucleotides. It is a transcript of the gene sec62, whose product is annotated as SEC62 homolog, preprotein translocation factor. Gene Ontology annotation, biological process: post-translational protein targeting to membrane, translocation. Gene Ontology annotation, cellular component: endoplasmic reticulum; endoplasmic reticulum membrane. The transcript has 8 exons. NCBI's taxonomy places the organism in Eukaryota, Metazoa, Chordata, Actinopteri, Scombriformes, Scombridae. The record is from RefSeq and is a predicted model, not a curated record. Bases 39 to 1319 code for a protein of 426 amino acids.
CCGCCUCGCGCACGUCGGAGGAGCUGAGUUGGAGGAUCAUGGCGGAACGCAGGAGGCACAAGAAACGGAUCCAGGAGGUGAGCGAGCCCACCAAGGAGGAGAAGGCGGUGGCCAAGUACCUCCGUUUCAACUGCCCCACCAAGUCCACGAACAUGAUGGGCCACCGGGUCGACUACUUCAUCGCCUCCAAGGCUGUGGACUGUCUGCUGGACUCCAAAUGGGCCAAGGCUAAGAAGGGAGAGGAGGCGCUCUUCACCACCAGGGAAUCUGUGUUGGAUUAUUGCAACAGACUCCUAAAGAAGCAGUUCUUCCACCGCGCUCUCAAAGUGAUGAAGAAAAAACCAGAGAAAGACACCAAGAAGGAGAAGGAGAAAGAGAAAGAGAAAGAGAAGGCCAAGGGCGACAGCAGCAAAGAGGAGGAGAAAAAAGGAAAGAAGGAGAAAGAGAAGAAGAAAGAGUCCGAGGCCGGGGAAACCAAGAAAGAGAAGAGCGAUGACAGUCCCGGGAGCCCCAAGAAGAAGAAAGAGGUGAAGAAGAAGUUUAAAUUGGAGCCUCAUGAGGAUCAGCUGUUCCUGGAUGGAAAUGAGGUGUACGUGUGGAUUUACGAUCCCGUCCACUUCAAGACGUUUGCCAUGGGAUUGAUACUGGUCAUUGCAGUGAUAGCAGCCACGCUGUUUCCACUGUGGCCAGCAGAAAUGCGUGUAGGCGUUUAUUAUCUAAGUGUUGCAGCCGGCUGCUUCGUGGCCAGUAUAUUGCUUCUUGCUGUUGCCCGCUGUAUCCUCUUCCUGAUCAUCUGGCUCGUGACCGGCGGGCGCCACCACUUCUGGUUCCUGCCCAACCUGACAGCGGACGUGGGUUUCAUCGACUCGUUCAGGCCGCUCUACACUCACGAGUACAAAGGUCCUCGAGCCAGCAACAAGAAGGGCUCAGACAAGUCGGACGAGAAGGACAGCGGCGCCUCCACCAAGGCUCAGAAGUCGGACAGCGACGAGAAGUCAGACAGCGAGAAGAAAGACGGCGACGACGAGGACUACGACGAAGAGGACGAGAGCAAAGAGGCGGGGCCGGAGGAGAGUAAAGAAGCGGAGGGGGAGGGAACGGGGGCGGAUCGCCACUCGGACACAGACAGCGACCGCCGGGAGGACGAAGGCUCGCAGCACAGCAACGGAAACGACUUUGAGAUGAUCACCAGGGAGGAGCUGGAGCAGCACACAGAGGAGGAAGAGGGAGAGGAGGAGGAAGAGGAGGAGGAGGAGGAGACGCAAGAGAGGAAAGAAGGGGGUGGGAGUGAGACUAAACCCCAGACUGCUGAAACAUAAACUCUUACAAUCCUGUCACACUCUACUUUUCUCUCUGUCCUUCCCUCCCUUCCUCCUGUGAUCCCAGGACCUGCUAGUCCAGUCUCUCUGAGCCCGCCGGGAGGAGGAGAGGCUCCCAUCUCUUGUUGUUGAGAUCUUCCACUAAACAGUACCGACAGACCAGUACCGGGAUAGACACAGCGGUGAAAGUAAACGGCUAUGACAAUGGGGAAAAAUGUAUAAAAAAAAUAUAUAGAAGCCUUACGGUGGAUCUGAUUCCUCCCACCCAAAUGUUAUUUAUGCUAUUAAGUAAAAAAAACAAAAAAAAAAAAACAAACUGCCACCGGACAUGUUCGCCUGAGGAAGUUGUCACAAAAAAAAACACCCAUCAGAUCAACAAGAACUCUGAUGGAGAGUUUUCAUUUCUUUUUGUUUGUUUGUUUUCUUCUCCUCGAUCUCUCGUGUCAUUUCAACUCAAAACGUCUCUUGUUUUAUUUAUGUCCCUUUUCUUUGGUUAAAAACAGACCAGAAAGAGAACACAUGCUGGUUUCUUGUCCCUCCUCCUUUUCAUUUCAUUUCAUUGUCGUCUUUGAGCCCCAAGUUGUUGGUACAAUCGCAUUCGUUUUUGGAGAUUUUGGGGCACCUGAUUUUUUUUUUUUAUCCUUUUUUUUUUUUUUUUUUUUUUUUGGUCAUCUCUGCCAGGAGCACACUUCACAUCCUGUUAAAUGCCAGCGAGUCUGAUAACUUUCUCAGGCAGCACUUAAAGCAGCGCGUCUGCUUUUGUCAAUGAAACCUGAACUAAGCCGGAUGGACCAAAUCUUGUCGUUUACUCAAAAGGAACCUAAAAAAAAAAAACAACAAAUCGACCAUUUUGUGGCUGGAUAGAGUAUUCGGAGAGCAGAACAGUACGAGGUACUUGCCAUUUUCAGUAAAAAAAAAAAAAAAAAGCAUUUUUUAUGGCUGAUGAUCAUAGUGCAAUCCUCCACACAGUCUGAAGUACUUCUAGUUCAUGUUUAAUAACGUGGGACUCAUCUUUAAGAGUAAAUGUGAGCAACUGGGACAUAGCUGGCAUACUUCAUUUUCUUUAUUUUUUUCUUUUUUCUUUUUUUUUUUUUUAAAAAGGUUGCAUUAAAGCUAGAAGAUAACACAUUCAGUGAUUAACUGUCUAUUUGCAAACAGAACCAGAUAAUAAAGUAAAGCAAAUUAGUGCCAAACACGACUAAUAAUAAUCUUAUGCAUGUUGAUUUAAUAUGGACAGUUGAGUGUGAGCGA